Messenger RNA from Tachysurus fulvidraco (yellow catfish), 1920 nucleotides. RefSeq names its product neuropeptide FF-amide peptide precursor like (gene npffl). The transcript is spliced from 3 exons. The coding region runs from base 1314 to 1676 and encodes 120 amino acids. Gene Ontology annotation, molecular function: neuropeptide hormone activity. The record is from RefSeq and is a predicted model, not a curated record. Lineage: Eukaryota; Metazoa; Chordata; Actinopteri; Siluriformes; Bagridae.
ACACACACAUACACACACACACACACAAACACACAGACGCACACACACACAGACAGACACACACACACACGGUACCUUGUAUUUUUAUUAGAUUAAUUUACACACUGCUAUAACACACAUUACACACAUCUAACAUGAUAAAGCUACUUCAGUGUAUAUUAUAUCACUGCAGAUCUGUUGCUCCUUAGCAGUUAAACAUGGGAAGAUUUUACUCAGUAAAAGUGUUUUUAAGGAAAUAAAGUGUCUAAGUUCCUGGUUUUGUUUCUCUGUUAAAUCAUUAUUUAAUUAUUCAAAUGUUUUCAUGUCUGAAUAUUUACAUUUUUUAUGGAUUUUCACACUUGAAUCAUUAACUUUGUCUUUUUAGAAAUGUGUUCUUUAAUUCUUUAUGUGAAUCUAAACAAGCUGCAGGUUUCAGGUUUUAUUUCUCAGUUCUGUUGCAAGUGCCUUACGUGAGCAUCACUGACGCCAUCAUUUUAUUUACUGGCUGUUUGAGACAAACAUAAAAAUAAAUAUUUAAAUAAAUAUCCAGUAAAGUUAGAUUUCUUUAGUUAGAGCAGGAAACACAGCAUGUCGUAAUUAAGGAACUCAAGAUGUUCAAAUGGUGCUGAUGUGAAUUAAAAGAUUUGACUCGACUCUUUGUGCCAGUUAUUAUUAAAGCUGUGUUUAAACGGAUCCCUGAUGCUUUACUCACUGUUGUAUUGAUUACGUUCCGGUCAGUGAUCAGUUUAAUGUUGGUUUUAAUUCUAAUUUAAACUCACUUGUGUAUUUCGACUCCUUUUGACACCUAAUUUGUAAUAUUUAAUUUACACACAGCUUUAACAUUUAGUGUGUCCUGUUACUGGCUCAAAUCUUAUACAAAAGUCUCUCUCUCUCUCUCUCUCUCUCUCUCUCUCUCUCUCUCACACACACACACACACAUACACACACACACACACAGGAAAACUGUAUUCUGCUUGGUUGUCAUGGUGAUUAAUUGACUGUUAACCAUUUUAUCCUAGAGGAGUGUUGCUCUGUGUGUGUGUGUGUGUGUGUGUGUGUGUGUGUGUGUGUGUGUGUGUGUGUGUGUGUGUGUGUGUGUGUGUGUGUGUGUGUGUUUAUAAGAUCUCAGUAAGUCCUCUUUAAUCCUCACUUUCCUCACUUUGUGUGACCCUCAGGAGAUUCAUGAAUGGAACAAUUUAAUGGCUAACUGUUUAUUGUCCUGUGGGAUGUUUAACAACGUCAUCACGUUCAGUCCCGUGUGUGUGUUUUUGUCUAUAAAACCUCACUUUCUCCCUCAGAUUCAGUUGUUUAUUUGAUAGUUGAGUGUGUUUGAGAUGGAUAUGAGUGUGUGGUCUGUGGUGUUUGCCGUGUUUCUGGUGGUUGUCGGGGAGACACAUGGACAGACAGAUGGAGACACGGCCCUGGACUUUGAGGAAAACAUGACAGAGACUUUGGUGAACAACCAGCAGCUCAGUGGUGUUACUGAUGAUCGCCUUCUGAAGAUGGUGUUGAGUUUGUUUCUACACAACCUACAGAGACAGUCACGAGAGCCAUCAGUGUUACACCACCCUCUACGGUUUGGACGUGGUUCACACACUGAUGUUCGCACUGAUGAGAGAAUUCAGUCUCGGGACUGGGACGGUGUUCCUCAACAGAUCUGGAGCCUCGCUGUGCCACAGAGAUUUGGCAAAAAGUAGCUUUUAAACACACACACGCACACGCACACGCACACGCACACACACACACACACACACGCACACGCACACACACACAUUUUCUGAAUAAUCAAAUUAAUCAUACAGUACUAUGAGAAUUAUUCAAUAGUCUGUGUUCAGAUGUUGAUUUAAGUUAUUUGUGAUAUUAAUUAUAGUAAUAAAUGAUUAUUAACUCUAAUGUCUUGUUGUUAAUGUAUUGACUUGUGUGUUUUAAUGACAGUAAAGU